GUAAGAACCAUUUGCACUUUGUUUCUAGACACUCAAACGAACUGUAACAAGCUGUGAAAAAUAUUCAGUCAGAUCUAAAUUUCAAUUUUAUUUUUUAUUGAAAAUUUUUAAGCUGAAAACCGUUUUAUAUAUAAAAAUUUGCAUAAAAGGAAAUAAUUAAAAUUAAAUUGAUAAAACUACUUGCAAACUAUGUCCUCGCUACGGAUAACAAAUUGGCUAACAAAAUCUCUGCUGAGAUUUCGAAAUGUGAAAAAUUUCCAACAAGUCUAUCUGAGGUGUUACGCCGAUGAUUCGCGUGUGACGAAAGGACUUGUGAUCGGCCUAUAUCAGAAGGAGGGCGAGAAGGAGGCAAAGCUAACAUCGAGUGGAGAGAAAUUCGAUGACCGUGUGCAGGGCAAAGUAUCUGAGUUAAUCAAAGAAACGAAUCUAUCUGGAAGAUUGGGCAGAGGAAAGGUUUUCAACAAUAUUGAUCAGGAAUUUCGAUCUAUAGCAGUGGUCGGUGUUGGACGUGAAGGCGCUGGUUUCAAUGAGUUGGAAAUGUUGGAUGAAGGCAUGGAAAAUGUUCGCGUAGCAGCUGGUGUCGGUGCACGCAGCCUGCAGAUGCAAGGCUGUUCAGAGGUUUUUGUGGAUUCAAUGGAAUAUCCCGAACAAGCUGCCGAGGGUAGUGCUUUGGCGAUUUGGCGUUAUCAAGAUAAUAAAAUGAAAAAAGACCGAACAAUAAUUCCCAAAUUAGAAUUGUACGAUUCACCCGACAUAGACGCUUGGACACGUGGUCUUUUUAAAGCCGAAGCACAAAAUCUUGCACGUCGUCUUAGUGACGCACCAGCCAACCAAAUGACUCCAACCACAUUUGCACAAGCUACCGUUGAUGCGUUAUGCCCAUGCGGUGUAACUGUGGAAAUUCGUACAAUGGAGUGGAUAGAGCAACAACAUCUGAACUCUUUUCUAAUGAUUGCGAAAGGUUCGUGUGAGCCGCCAGUCUUACUGGAAAUCAGCUAUUGUGGCACAGCUCCCGAGGAUAAACCGAUAUUGUUGCUGGGCAAGGGUAUGACAUUCAAUAGUGGCGGUCUCUGCUUGCGUCCAUGCAAAGGAAUGGAUGAAUACCGUGGAGCCAUGGCCGGUGCUGCUGUUGUCGUCGCUUCCAUUCGUGCCGCCGCGGCUUUAUCCUUGCCUAUUAACAUUUCCGCUGUUAUACCACUUUGCGAGAAUAUGCCCUCGGGCAUGGCUUGCAAGCCAGGCGACGUAGUCACGUUACUCAACGGCAAAUCAUUGGCGAUACGCGACACUGAUAAAGCUGGCGUCGUGGUGAUGGCAGAUCCAUUGAUCUAUGCACAGACUACAUACAAGCCACGUCUGGUGGUUGAUGUGGCUACGCUUGGUAAGGGUGUCAAAAAGGCGUUGGGCGGUGGAGCUACGGGCAUAUUUUCAAAUUCGCAUUACAUUUGGAAGCAAUUCCAAAAGGCUGGCUCACUAACUGGCGAUCGCAUGUGGCGCUUACCAUUGUGGAACUACUAUAAAUAUUUGGUUACAAACCAUGUUAGUUUUGAUGUCAGCAACAAUGGUUCUGGACCGGCUUCAUCUUGCCUGGCAGCGGCAAUAUUGCACCAAUUUGUGCCCUGUGUCGAUUGGGCUCAUUUGGAUAUACGGGGCGUGGGUAUGUUGACAAAGUACGGUACUCUGCCAUAUUUGUUGAAAGAUCGCAUGACGGGCCGCCCAACUCGUACCAUGAUACAAUUCCUAUAUCAAAUGGCCUGUCCAGAUCAACAGAAGUAGUAGUAGAAGUAAGCGUGUAAACGCCUAAUUUUCUACUCACCAAACCCUGCCACGACGCGUCUGAGAGAGGCCCUCAAUGAAGAAGAAGAUGAAAUGUAUUUGUAUAUGAAGAUGUGUAGUAAUGUCCUGAGGUCAAAAUUUUAUCUGUGUUUUAAUUGUUUCUUUCUUAAUCAUUCUAAAUGGCGAUGUUUAUAUAUUUUUGAUUAUUGCUGUGACAUGUUCUACUCAAUGCAAAUACAUAUAUUUUUAAAAUAUGAUUUGUAUUAAAAAUUGUGUUUUCUUUUUUCUUUUAUUUAUUAGCAUUAUAUACAAACAUGAUAGGUAGACGUGAUAUGGUGUAAAAAUUUAAAAAAUAUGGUAAAAUUUUAUCAAAAUGGAUAAACGCCAAAAACUCUGCAAAAUAGUAGCUUCAGAUUUACAUUAUGUUUAAGAUUCGAAAAUAUUAA
Molecule: messenger RNA, 2219 nt
Organism: Bactrocera dorsalis (oriental fruit fly)
Lineage: Eukaryota; Metazoa; Arthropoda; Insecta; Diptera; Tephritidae
Product: cytosol aminopeptidase
Exons: 8
Coding region: 190-1773 (527 amino acids)
Biological process (GO): proteolysis
Cellular component (GO): cytoplasm
Molecular function (GO): manganese ion binding; metalloaminopeptidase activity
Source: RefSeq, a predicted model, not a curated record